This is a messenger RNA of Pygocentrus nattereri (red-bellied piranha), 5747 nucleotides long. RefSeq names its product PILR alpha associated neural protein (gene pianp). Gene Ontology annotation, cellular component: membrane. The transcript is spliced from 6 exons. The record is from RefSeq and is a predicted model, not a curated record. Lineage: Eukaryota; Metazoa; Chordata; Actinopteri; Characiformes; Serrasalmidae. Gene Ontology annotation, biological process: regulation of immune response. Bases 248 to 865 code for a protein of 205 amino acids.
ACACACACUCUCUCUCUCUCUCGCUCACUCGCUCACACUCUCUCGCUCUCUCGCACGCACUCUCCCCUCGCUCAGUUUCUCCAUGUCUCUGUCGCUACGGCAACCAAUGCUUUUUCCCACUCUGACACACUCGGGCUCUCUCUGUCUCUCUUACACUCCCUCCAUCAGCGGCGGAGAGCCAUCUGUUUAUGGUCCUUCAGUAAAAGUGUCAGGACCGAGCCCCCCCCUCCCCCCUUAUAUGAAAUGAAUGGAGGAGCCGGGAGCCAGUGAAAAGAGCGGAGCGAUGGAGCGAUGCUCCAUCUCUGGACCGACCCCUCUCUGGUGCCUCCUGCUGGUUGCUGUCGUUACUCGCCCCACCUCCUGCCAAGAGGAGGCGGGUCACAUGCAACUGUCCGUCACUGCUCAGGCCACGCCCACUCCGCUCUGGGCAGUGGACUGGGGCCCAACACAGCCGCUGGAGGACGAGACGCACCACCUCCUGUCCAGCCAGGAAACUGAGGGGGCCAAGGCAGCCACGCCCGAGGCGUGGCCUCACCACUGGAACACACAGGCCAACCAAACCCAGCAGCCCCUGCUGUCCAUCGAAGCUAGAGACUCGGGAGAGGAGCCAGAAGAAGAGGCGGAGGAAAAAGACACAGAAGAAGUGGAUCCCCAGUUCUAUGUGACCGUGACUAUCUCGUCUUUGCUGAUUCUCUCGGCGGUCAUCAUCUCGGCCAAACUCUGCUAUGACCGCUCUCUCUCUCAGCGUCCUCCUCCUCUCUCGCUCGCCAUCCCUCGCCCUCUGGCCCAGGAGGACAGCAGGCAGACACUUCACAGCACCCCCUCCUUCCCUGACAGAGAGAGGAUUCCGGUGGUCAACCUCUGAGGAGCUGACCUCGCCGAGCAUUAUGACCAUUUCCACCAGGCAUGGAGGGAACCGAAGGCCGCAUGUGUGAACGAAUCCGCAGACACGUGAACACACACACACACACAGGCGGACACGAGAGGAGGUGAACGGAGGAGGGUGACUGUACAUAAGGGCGUGUACGUUUGCUCAAUGGACAGACACACGGACGGAGGCGGAGAUGGAAGGACAGCGUGUAAUUUAAACCCAGAGGUCCAGGCUGUAGGCCAGUAAAUCUCUGACCUCACAAUGAUUCACAAUGCGAUUUAGCAAGUGAUUCAGUGCUCCGUAAAAUCUCAGAUUUCACCACAAUUAGAUUCAAUUCAGUUUAGCUAACGAUUCAGUGCUUUAUGACCGCCCAUGAUUCACGAUUCAGUUUGAUUUCGCAAAUGAUUCAGUGCUUUUUAAAAUCUCAGAUUUAACCGCAAUAAGAUUCAAAUCGAUUUAGCAAAUCAUUCAGUACUUCAUGAAAUCUCACAUUUCACCUCGAUUCGAUCAAACUCUAUUUAGCAAAUGAUUCGGAGCUUUAUGAAAUUUCAGAUUUCACUUUGGUUCAAUUCAGUUUAAUUUAGCAAACUACUCACUGCUUCAUGAAAUCUCUGAUUUCACAAUGAUUUCAGUUUGAUUUAGCAAACGAGUCAGUGCUUUAUGAAAUCUGACGUUUCACAAUGUGAUUCCGUUUAAUUUAGCAAUUGAAUCAGUGCUUUAUAAAGUCUCAGAUUUCACCACGAUUCAAUUCAGUUUAGUAAACGAUUCAGUGUUUUUUUUUUAAUCACAUUUCACAACUAUUCGAUUCAGUUUCAUUUAGCAAAUGAUUCAUAAAUAAUUCAGUGCUUUAUACCACAAUCAGAUUCAAUUCAAUUUAGCAAACCAUUCAGUACGUCAAGAAAACUGAUAUUUCUACUUAGCAAAUGAGUCAGUGCUUUAUGAAAUUUCAGAUUUCAUCCUGAUUUGAUUCAGUUCAAUUCAACAAACUAUUUGCUGCUUCAUGGAAUCUCAGAUUUCACGAUUCAACUGAAUUAGAUUUAGCAAACGGUUCUUUAGUGCUUUUUGAAAUCUCAGAUUUCACCAUAAUUUGAUUCAGUGUGAUUUAGCAAACGAUUCAGUGCUUCAUGAAAUCUCAGAGUUCAUUACAAUUGGAUUCAGUUCGAUUUAGCAAACUAUUCAGUGUUUCAUGAAAUUUCACAUUUCUCCACGGUUCGAUUGGAUUCAGUUGGAUUUAGCCAUUGAUUCAGUGCUUUUUGAACCGUCAGAUUUCAUCACAGUUUGAUUCAGUCUGUUUUAGCUUCAUGAAAGAUUUCACAAUGAUUUGAUUCAGCUUUGGAUUUGAUUCUUCUGGUACAGUUCAGAAUCCGUUUCUUAAAACACAGUGAAUACACAAACGUGACCAGGAGAUACUGUUUACACAGUAGUGGGUUAUAGACAAUAAAAUCAGUGCAUAGGCCUUUUUUUAUUUUUAUGUAUUUUAUUUUGUAGAACUUUAUUGAGCAUUAUCAUAAACUCGUUAUAAUGGAUUCUAAAAUGAGCGCAGCUGAAGCAGCACUUCCAGUCUGAUGUAUUUUGACACUCCUGCCACUUUGAAGUGUUUUUCGGAUGCAUUCGCGUCUCUCCGUUACGUUAAUGUACUCGUUGCAGCCGUUCACAAAAGCUUAAUGAAUACUACCUGCUUGCUCGGCUGUACCAUAAUCAUCACUAUGAGUUAACAAUCUCUGAGAUAUUAGUGUUCGGUUCCUUCUGUGGUUGCUCGUGUGUUGUUUUUUAAACACUACUGUGUAGCAUUUAUUAAGGCUCGAUGAAUGACUGCAUCUUGUGCAGAGAUAAAUGUAGCCUAUUUUUUUCUUAAGGUUCUGUAUCUAGACUGUUCCGUUUCAUAUAGCUGUGUCACCCUUGGCGGCAGCAAAUGCGCUGAUGUUUACCACCACAGAAGCCCCAUAAACUUGACGCUUGGAACACUUUCUGUAAUUACUUUACAAAAAAACAAAAAAAAAAACAAAACAAGUCUAAUGCUGUAUUUUUUUUCAUGAUUUUGUAAUCGUGGAUGCACGUCGGCAAACGUACCCUUGAAAGCUACACACUGUUCAGAGUCGUGAUUAUGACUUUAUAUUGCAGGCGACUGCAGUAUGAAAUGGCAUCUCGACUGUCAGGAUGACGUCUGAGAUGAAAGCUGGGGAUGAGGAAUAUGACGUUGAUGGACUAUUCAGCCAUCGUGGAGCUUAGUAACAAUUUUGUAACAGUGCUGGCAGAAUGAAGGCUUUGUAAGACAUGUGGAGGCCUUAUAUUGAUGAACGGGCCUAAUUUUUGUAGAUAAAAAUUGCAAAGCUCUUCUGGCGCAGGGCACCUACUAUAUUUGAAUAGGAAUUUGACUCUUGGUAGAAAUGUUACCUUGCAUUCACGUCGGAGGGUGACAAAGCACAAGCAACCAAGGCAACGUGUAGCUGCGAUUUAGCUACAAGCAACACGGCGGCGAUUGACUAGGAAUUUUGCCAAUGCAAAUGAAGUACGACAUGGUGUAGCGACAAUCUAGAUGACUGAUUCCAGUUCAUUUCUUAGACCAGGGGUGUCCAUUCUUUUCCACAAAGGGUCAGUGCGGUUGCAGGUUUGCAUUCCAAACAACCAGGAGCACACCUGAUUCCACUUGUUUAAUCGACUGGUCAGUCUUCAAACAACUGAUCAUGUGAGCCCCUCCUUUGUUGAAACAAAAAUCUGCAGCCACACUGGCCAUUUGUAGAUAAGACUGGACAUCCCUGCCUUAGACCUGUCCAAGACACGAUUGCCCAACGUCCCCUACUCUCUUUGUUUUUGGCAUUUUUUUUGUCAAUAGUGUUGUGCAAGAUGUAGAGGAGAUACUUAUGUACCAUAUAAACGAAACAGCCAUACAUAGUAAACGUUUUUAUAAGCUGGGCAGGGUACACGCCCACAUACAACAAGAAGAGUGGCCUCAAAUACCCACAAAGAGACAAACUUGGGGCAACAUUAGCAACUUUUCAUGUCAAUGUGAACGUACGGUUAGGAUCCAGGCAAAGAUUACGAAGGGUAGGGCAGAAUGUGUUAGAGCUCAGGUCCAGCUUCCCAAAAGCAACUUAGAAGAUCUUAAAACACUGAUGUUGCCACUUGUUAAGAUCUUGGUUUUGUGGCUGGUCUGUUUUCGGAGAAAUUCCUGACGAUCAUUAGGAUUCCAAAUAGCAACGUUCCUCAAUGUAUUCUACUAGGCGCAAAAAAAGAUUUUACUAAUUUUUUCCACCUCUAACUACUCCAGCACAAAAAGCGCCGAACAGUUGGUUGACAUAUAUAUUGUUUGGCCAGUAAAAUGACCAACAUUACCUGUACUUGUUGCUAAACUGCAGUGGAAGCUUGUAAUAACAUUAGUUAUAAUGAAGAGACCUUGUCACUCAUUUCUGAGAAUGGUAAGGGUUUCCUGAGCACAAAACACUGUCAUAGUUAAAAUACCGAAUGUGCAUCCACACCUAAACAGCCAUGUUCUGGUAUACAACAUAUAAACUUACUGAUCAAGAUGAUAAUGAUAGUAACGAUAGUGAGCUGGACUGUGUUGCUAAUCGAAACUAGGCAGGUUGGAAAUGACAACGAAUUUGCCACCAUGCUAACGUUAGCUUGAUCUCCAACCGUUAACCGUUAAGAACAGCCCACUUUGACAGGAAAGGGACGUUUCACUUGCAAAAGAUCCAGCCAUAAGUCUCGGUUUAUUGUAGGGGCAGGAGAUUUUCAAAGCAGGGCUACAAGAAUAACACACCCAAGGGAAACACUUUGGCGAGGAUGCUACCAAAUAUUUUAAAAUUACGCAACUAUUAUUCCAAAAGGAUGUGCAGAGAGGGCGUUCUUUCGUGGUUGGCUGAUAAAACCUGCUGUCAGCAGACUGAGAAAUCUGAAAGAAAUCAGAGUAAGAGUUCACAUGCACUGAUAAAUCUAAAAUCCAGAUAUCCGAUUAUGGUUCAGAUUACCGAGUGCGUGUAAUAACCCACUCAUUGAGAGUUGUGGCCAGGUUAGCAUGCAGUAGAUACUAGACUCUCCAUGUGUGCAUCUGAGGCUGAGGAUCUAACUAGUGACUAAACUUUUUAAAAUUCUGGAAAAGUAGCUAAUCAACAGUAACCGAUCAAAACUUUUAAGUAUCCUCAAGAGCUCCUCUGCCUGACGCUACCGUAAUAUUAAAACUUAAGAGUUUCCACUAUUUAAGUUUAAGAAAUUUGACUGUUGAGACAAUCAUAGUUGCCAAUUCACAGCUGACAAUCAUCAGUCAGUAAAGCACUGUAUAUCGCUGUGGUCACCAACCUUCAUCUUAGAGAUCUGCCUUCCUGCAGAGUAUAGAUCCAACCACAGUCUGCCACACCUGGUCCAGCUGAUUCGUCUUCAGAUAUCUUCGGCUGCAUCAGAUCUCGAGGAGUAGGGUUGGUGACCCCCCGGUUUAGAGUUGAAUAUUUGACCAUAUAAAAGUGUAUUAGCUGAUAUUAUUAGUUAGUGUUCAGUUCAGCAAGGCCUUAGUUGCUGGAGGUACAACUAUAGGGAGGAUGCUACAGAGUGUAUCCCAGGCCCACAAGACUGGCCCAGGCUGGAUGAAGAACAUGUUCUCCUAGAGCUUUACUAGAAAGCGGAACCCUUCAUAGAACAGAAAAGAAUCUACCCAACAGUGUUCCAUAAUAAACAAACGUGUGGUGUUUGCCUUGCAGUUUGAGACAAUUACGUAAAAGGUUCUUGGGUAAGAUACCAGUUCAACUACACGUACAAGCUGUGAUCAUGUGAGAUUUGUGUGGUGUAGUUUUAUAUCAUUGAAGUAGCACUGCCUUAAAUAAUGUCUGUGGUUCACUGUAUAAAAACAAAGAUCAAUAAAAAAUGUAUCCCUGGUGUUUUAAAA